Funneliformis geosporum is the source of this 228-nucleotide messenger RNA. The record is from the annotation of a GenBank genome assembly. NCBI's taxonomy places the organism in Eukaryota, Fungi, Glomeromycota, Glomeromycetes, Glomerales, Glomeraceae.
AUGACUCUAGAAGAUGAUUAUGUUGUGAAAGCUGAUAUUGACACUUCUGAAUCAAUCAAUGUUGCAAAAUUAAACGAAGCUCUAAAAGCUGUAUUCAUUAUGCAACAAUUGAUGUUUGGUGGACAUCUCCAUGAAAGUCGUAAAAUCCACAUUAAUGUUUUGAAUAGACCUGAAGAUUUCAUAAACACACCCAAUGAGGAAUUCCCACCUAACUCCUCAUUAUUUUAA